CUCCAAAAGUAAGCAUGGAAUCUUUAAUUCUUGGGAAAAGGAGAUUCCAAUAUCAAAGAAAAUAAAAAAGAAAGAAAGAAAAAGAAACAAACGUGAAUGAACAUUUCACAAACUCAUCAAUCAGAAAAAAAGUGAAGGGUAAGUGGAGUAAAGAUGGGUUAAGAUGCUCAACUCAAAACCCACAGUUUCUUUUAGUGAAAUCAUAGGCCUAAAAAUAAAAGAUCAAAAGAAUCAGUUUUGCCUUGCUGAUCUUCAAUGGCUUUAUUUACACAGCUAAUCCUGACACUGUAUCUCCACUUUAUAUCCUCUGUUGUGUCCCAAGUUACAGAGUUUACCAGUUUAGAUUGUGGAAGCACAAGUAACUACACUGAUCCUAGUACUGGACUAGGAUGGAGUUCAGAUAUCGAUAUCAUGAAACAUGGAAAACUAAUACAAGUGAAAAAUCCCAAUGGAAACUGGAUGCAGUAUCGAACUCGAAGAGACUUUCCUUCAGACAACAAGAAGUACUGUUACAACUUGAGUACCAAGGAGAGAAGGCGGUACCUAGUUCGUGCAACAUUUCAGUAUGGCAGCCCUGAAAAUGAAGAUGCAUAUCCAAAAUUUGGGCUCUAUCUAGAUGCGACUGAGUGGGCAACUGUCAUAAUUCAGGAUGCCUCCAGAAUAUAUGUGAAUGAAAUGAUCAUCAGGGCACCCUCAGAUUCUAUUGAUGUUUGCAUAUGCUGUGCAACAACUGGUUCUCCUUUUAUAUCUACUCUUGAGCUCCGGCCCUUGAAUCUUUCUAUGUAUGCCACAGAUUAUGAGGAUAAUUUCUUCUUAAACGUUGCAGCUAGAGUGAACUUUGGUGCUUUAACUAAGGACGUAGUCAGGUACCCAGAUGAUCCUUACGACAGAAUUUGGGAAUCUGAUCUUGAUAGGAGACAAAAUUUUCUUGUAGGAGUGGCCCCUGGAACAGAAAGAAUCAGGACAUCAAAGAACAUUGACAUAAUGACUAGAGAAUAUCCACCUGUUAAAGUAAUGCAAACGGCAGUUGUUGGCACUAAAGGAGAGCUCAGCUACAGAUUGAACCUGGAAGGUUUCCCUGCCAACGCUCGAGCCUAUGCAUACUUUGCUGAAAUUGAAGACUUGGCUCCAAAUGAAACCCGGAAAUUCAGACUGCAAGAGCCUUACAUUCCUGACUAUAGCAAUGCUGUAGUAAACAUAGUUGAGAAUGCCAAUGGGAGCUGCACUCUUUACGAACCCAGCUACAUGAACGUUUCCCUGGAUUUCGUUCUGUCAUUCUCCUUUACCAAGACCAACGAUUCUACUAGAGGACCCCUCCUUAAUGCAAUUGAGAUAAGUAAAUACCAGCAGAUUGCUGCGAAGACUGACAGGCGAGAUGUGACCGCUCUCAAUGCCCUUCGCUCUAUGUCUGCUGAAAGCGUUUGGGCGAAUGAAGGAGGUGAUCCUUGUGUUCCAGCUCAUUGGGAAUGGGUAAUUUGCAGCUCAACAGCGCCACCAAGAAUAACAAAAAUUGCACUCUCGGGACAGAAUGUGAAGGGGCAAAUUCCCUCUGAGUUUAAUCACAUGGAUGAAUUGACUGAGUUGUGGUUGGACUCCAACUCCUUAACAGGGCCACUCCCUGAUAUGAGUAACUUUAUCAAUCUAAAAAUUGUACAUCUAGAGAACAAUAAACUUACUGGUCAACUACCUUCCUACCUUGGUCGAUUGCCUAACUUGCAAGAAUUGUACAUACAGAACAACUCUUUUUCUGGGGAAAUACCCCAAGCAUUGUUAAACAGGAAAAUAACUUUCAACUAUGAAGGUAAUGCUGGACUACGUAACGAGGCACAGAGAAAAAUGCGUCUUAAGUUGAUACUGGGAACCUCGAUUGGAGUGCUUGCAGUUCUACUAGUUCUUUUCUUGGGAAGUUUAGUAUUGUUCCGUAAUCUUCGAAGGAAGAUGUCUCACCAGAAAUGUGAUGAAAAUGGUCAUGCCUUGCACUCUAGAGCCAAACCCUCAACAACCUAUUCAAUUGCCCGGGGGCAUUUACUGGACGAAGGUGUAGCAUACUAUAUCCCAUUGUCCGAGCUGGAAGAAGCAACUAACAAUUUCAGCAAAAAGAUCGGCAAAGGAAGUUUUGGAUCUGUCUACUAUGGCAAAAUGAAAGAUGGAAAAGAGGUAGCAGUCAAGACAAUGGGCGAUUCGUCUAGCCAUUUGAAUAAGCAAUUUGUGACUGAGGUUGCCCUCUUGUCAAGAAUCCAUCACAGAAACUUGGUUCCUCUAAUCGGAUACUGUGAAGAAGCACAUCAGCGGAUAUUAGUUUACGAAUAUAUGCACAAUGGAACCUUGCGGGAUCACAUCCAUGGUUCAAUCAACCAGAAGCAAUUGGACUGGCUUGCUCGUUUACAAAUUGCAGAGGACGCAGCCAAAGGCCUCGAGUAUUUGCACACUGGCUGCAGUCCUAGUAUCAUUCAUCGAGAUGUAAAAACAAGCAACAUCCUUCUAGACAUUAAUAUGAGAGCAAAAGUGUCAGAUUUCGGACUUUCAAGGCAAGCUGAAGAAGAUUUAACCCAUGUAUCAAGUGUUGCACGAGGAACAGUUGGCUACCUUGAUCCAGAGUACUAUGCAAGUCAACAAUUGACUGAAAAGAGUGAUGUUUACAGUUUUGGAGUUGUUCUUCUGGAACUGAUCUCUGGAAAGAAGCCAGUAUCAGUGGAAGAUUUUGGUGCGGAAUUGAACAUUGUACACUGGGCAAGAUCCUUAAUAAAUAAAGGCGAUGUGAUUAGCGUUGUAGAUCCUUUUCUGGUAGGGAAUGUAAAAAUUGAGUCUAUUUGGAGGAUUGCUGAAGUAGCUAUCCAGUGUGUUGAACAACAUGGAUACUCCCGCCCUAAGAUGCAGGAAAUAAUAUUGGCUAUUCAAGAUGCAAUCAAGAUAGAAAAAGGGAACGAAGGGAAUAAAAAAUUAGCUUCUGGUGGUUCCAGGGGGCAAUCUUCCAGGAAAACAUUACUUGCAAGCUUUCUUGAAAUUGAGAGCCCUGACCUGUCCAACGGCUGCCUAGUCCCAUCUGCUAGAUAAUUUUGUAGCAACACCUGCUGAUCUUUUGAGUAUCAUGAUAUCACUGCAAUUUAUUGGAUACUUGGCAUGUAUAUUUGGAAUGCAGCAACUACGGUAACACAGGCUUACCGCUUUUAGGAAAUAUAGUCUUUUACACUGCCUAUGCAAUACAAGAUAGAAACAGAAAGAGUGUUGUUUUCGGAAAUUUGUAGUCCAACUCCAACUUUCUAGACCAAACAAAACACAUGUGAAAUUAUGGCAGUCAGAUAUGCAAAUGGGUGUAGCAUAUUGACCCAAAUAACAGCAUUUUUAUGGGAAAAUUCUAGAUGGGCAGAUCAUUGAUUUCAA
Theobroma cacao (cacao) is the source of this 3381-nucleotide messenger RNA. Its product is annotated as Leucine-rich repeat protein kinase family protein. Gene Ontology annotation, molecular function: protein binding; ATP binding; protein kinase activity. Gene Ontology annotation, biological process: protein phosphorylation. Lineage: Eukaryota; Viridiplantae; Streptophyta; Magnoliopsida; Malvales; Malvaceae. The record is from RefSeq and is a predicted model, not a curated record.